Ipomoea triloba (trilobed morning glory) is the source of this 1929-nucleotide messenger RNA. Its product is annotated as AMSH-like ubiquitin thioesterase 2. The transcript has 8 exons. Gene Ontology annotation, cellular component: endosome; membrane. The record is from RefSeq and is a predicted model, not a curated record. Gene Ontology annotation, biological process: protein K63-linked deubiquitination. Bases 23 to 961 code for a protein of 312 amino acids. NCBI's taxonomy places the organism in Eukaryota, Viridiplantae, Streptophyta, Magnoliopsida, Solanales, Convolvulaceae. Gene Ontology annotation, molecular function: protein binding; metal-dependent deubiquitinase activity; K63-linked deubiquitinase activity.
ACUGGAGUAAUUAGAAAACGACAUGCCACUAUUAUCCUGUCCUUCAAAAACUGCAGGGAGUGGAAAACACGUAAGGGGAAAAUCCAGAGAGCGGAGAAUAAGAGAAUUGCCCCUCCAUAGCCGGAGCCAGGUAAGACUUUGUAGAUUUCUAGACUUCAGCAUAACCAUACAACAAAAGGCUACACAACCUCGUUUGGAAGUUCUGGCACAGUGGCAUCCGAACCUAAAUCCUAUUUCCAUUAACUUAAUGGCUUAUGGGGUGUGUCACCAAUUUGAUGUAAAAACAGUUACACAAUCGUCGCCAUCUCCUGUAAUCUCCCUUGUGCACACUUUACCGUAUGGAGCUGAACCCUUGCUACACUCAGACACGGGUUCAUCCGCUAGUCCUUCAACUUCCUCAGGCAAUGAACAGGAAGCAUCUAAAGCUCUGAAAGAUGUGCAAUUACCAGCACGGUUGAUGGAUAUGUUUCUCGACCUUGCCAGUGGUAACACCAGCAAGGAUUUAGAGACCUGUGGAGUUCUUGGUGCCUUUUUGAAAAAAGGAACCUUCUAUGUGACCACUCUGAUAAUACCAAAGCAAGAAUCAGAAUCCAAUUCUUGCCAAGCUUUACAUGAGGAGGAGAUAUUUUCCAUACAAAACCAACAGGGCCUUUUCCCAAUUGGAUGGAUUCAUACACAUCCGUCUCAGAGUUGUUUCAUGUCAUCGAUUGAUUUGCACACUCAAUAUUCAUAUCAGGUAAUGGUCCCAGAGGCUGUCGGCAUUGUCAUGGCACCAACUGACAAAUCAAGGGAUUAUGGAAUAUUCAGAUUAUCAAACGGUGGGAUGAGAGUCCUCAAGGAUUGCUCGGAAAAAGGGUUUCAUCCCCAUAGAGAACCAGCUGAUGGAAGCUCCAUUUACGAGGACUGCUCCAACGUCUAUGUUAAUCAAAAUCUUCGGCUCGAGAUAUGCGACCUAAGAUGAAGCAAUCAUAUGCGUACGUACUAUGUAGUGUAGCUUUUUUCAGAUGUAGAGGUGUCAUGCCCUCAAAAUAAUGACUGACAUGAAUUGACCCAUUUUGGGGCUAGAGAACAUAAAGUAUAGGAGUAUAUGAAUGGUGUGAUUAAGAUUGGAUAAUGAACUUAUGCCUGCAUCCUUCAAUGAUUUAUUUUGUGUGGAUGCUAUUUGGGAGGACAUGGCAGGCAUGCCUAAUAAAUGGUCAAAGAAAGAAGAGCUCGAGAGGGGACCAAUCUACUCACCGACGACCAGCACUUGAACAGAAGAUGAGGGUACGUUGCUCAACUUGCUCUUGGAUCUUAAUUCUUCCUAGAACCAUAUACUAUUGUUUCACUGCAAUGCGUUGAUACUCAUUUGGUGCCUUCUCUUGUGGUUCAUUGCUCUAGCCACCAGCUCGGGUGGCACACUGGCACCAAGAGCGUUGAGCAUAUAAUAUAUAAACAUAAAUGUACAAUCCAACUAUCACUUUAGACUUUUAGUUAAGAUGGAGCAAUUUGAUAUCAAAGCCAACCUCAUGCUUGAAGGAAAAGAGAUUACUGUCCAUGUGUUGCUUAGAGCGGGACGUUGGGAGAGGGGGGUGUUGAACAUAUAAUAUAUGGAUUCCAACUAUCAGCUUAGACUUUUAGUUGAGAUGGAACACAUGCUUCAAUUCAUGAAUGCUGUGCUGGUUGAUUGAUUUACGGUGGCAGGUGGCUAUGGUAAAUGAGAAGGGGGUGGUACCACAAAGAAGGCAGAAGGGGCAAGUUCUGUUGAAUUUAGCAGUGAAAUGGUCCCUUUGUUGGUAGCAUAUGCUGUUGUGAUCUGCGGGAGGCUCAGCAUUGUUGCAGCGGAAUCAGCUGCCCCAUGUGGAUGGACCAUCUCCAAUUCAUUUGUGCUCAAGAUUCUUCAGAUUUUGCUCCUCGACUUUAUUAUUAAAUGCCAAAACAUUUGAAGUA